This is a messenger RNA of Glossina fuscipes, 2718 nucleotides long. It is a transcript of the gene CoRest, whose product is annotated as REST corepressor. Gene Ontology annotation, cellular component: histone deacetylase complex; transcription regulator complex. Lineage: Eukaryota; Metazoa; Arthropoda; Insecta; Diptera; Glossinidae. The transcript has 11 exons. Gene Ontology annotation, biological process: regulation of transcription by RNA polymerase II; negative regulation of DNA-templated transcription. Gene Ontology annotation, molecular function: transcription corepressor activity. The record is from RefSeq and is a predicted model, not a curated record. The coding region runs from base 290 to 2383 and encodes 697 amino acids.
AGUUCAGAUAUCGUAAAUUCAAAAUGUGUCAAUAAGCAUAACUCAAACAGUGCAAGCAGAAACAAAUCGACAGUGAAAAAUAAAAUUGUAGUUUAUAAAAUCAUAAUAAGUAUGAAAUUAGUGUUUUUAUAAGGGAAGAUAUACUCCGCAGAUAGGCAACGAAUUACAAGUUCUCUAUUGAUUACAUUUUAGAAGUCCGCGAGGAUUUAAAUACGUGAAUAUUUAAGUUAUAAACUGCAUUGCUUGUCGCAAAUAGAAAAAAAUAAAAAGUUCCAUCAACGAAUUAGCGAUGGUUUUGGCGGAACGAAAUGCAGAGCUGGUGCGAAACGGACGGCGUUCGCGUGGACCGAGUCCGAACGGCCACGGUGCGAGCUCAGGCAGUGCUAGUGGCACGGCCGGAGGCCCUGGUGGUGCUGGAACACCUGAAACGAGUUCUGAUGAUGACAAUUCUAUUAAAAGAAAUGGUAAAUCGAAGACCAAGCAAAGCGAAUAUGAAGAAAAAAUUCGGGUGGGCCGUGAUUAUCAGGCCGUUUGUCCGCCCCUUAUACCUGAGCACGAACGAAAACCCGAAUGUUUGAAUGAUCGUGCACUACUGGUUUGGUCGCCGACUAAAGAUAUUCCUGACACAAAGCUUGAAGAAUAUAUAUCAGUUGCCAAAGAAAAAUACGGUUAUAAUGGGGAGCAAGCUUUGGGUAUGUUGUUUUGGCAUAAGCACGACCUUGAACGGGCCGUUAUGGAUUUGGCGAAUUUUACACCUUUUCCCGAUGAAUGGACUGUGGAAGAUAAAGUACUAUUCGAGCAAGCUUUUCAAUUUCACGGCAAAAGUUUUCAUCGCAUUCGACAAAUGUUACCAGACAAGUCAAUUGCCAGUUUGGUAAAAUAUUACUACUCAUGGAAGAAGACAAGACAUCGUCAAAGUGUAAUGGAUCGCCAGGAGAAAACCAAAGCCGGCAAAGAGGGCUCUUCAGACAAUGGCAGCGAUAAUGGUAGCAACGAAGAUUCCGACAAUGAUGAUAAGGAUCAAACAUUGUUGGCGCCGUGCCUAAUGGCCGCCUUACAAGAUCAGACAAACUCUACUUCCACUACCUCAAAAUUGACAGGCAUCUCAGUCUUCCCUCCCGAAUUGAAUGUUCCCUUAAGUGAAGGUCCAGAUAUUGAUAGCGCGAAUUCAAAUACCGCUAACAACAACAAUAGACAACAGCAACAACAGCAACCACAAUAUACGCCAAGCCUUUCAAAUGCUGAUGCCGUCAUCAAUUGCAAUGGCACUGGCGGAAGCAAUUUAACAAUAACCGCCAACAGUACUGUCAAAGCGUCGUCCGUAGGCGCUAGUGGCGGUGCUGGGGGCUGUUGCUCAAAUUGUGGUGUUGUCUGUAAUGUGCUGAACUCUUCGCCACAUGGCAAAUUGUGUUCCAGUUGCCAUCAUCAUUGGAGGCGGACGGGCAAUAAGCGUCCCACUUCGGGACCUUAUUUUGGUAAAAGAUCACGUGACCGCAACGCCGAACGCCAUAAACGUAAGCCGCCGCGUGGCAUGUACAUCAAUCAUGAUGACAUUGUCGCUUUGGCCAGCGCUAAUGACAAUCAAGACGAAUUGCUGGCAAAUGUCGAUCGCGAAAUUGUCUCAUUAUUGAGCCAAGUUCAACUAAAUAAGCAACAGAUUUCGGCUCUUAAACGUAAGAACUCUGAUAAUCUAGAGGAUAUACGCCCUAGCGAGAAUACUAAUCGCAUUAACGGGCGCUGGACAAACGAUGAACUAUUGCUUGCCGUUCAGGGUGUACGAAAGUACGGUAAAGACUUUCAGACUAUUGCUGAGACAAUUGGUACUAAAACUGAAGCGAACGUUCGUACAUUUUUUAUGAAUAAUCGUCGCCGUUACAAUUUGGAUCAGAUUUUAAAGAAAUAUGAAGCAGAAAAGGAAGCGUCCACUGCAACAGUACCUUCUUCAAGCUCAUCGAACAGCGGUGCCAGCGGUGCAUCAACUAGUACCAAUUUAUCAAAUGAUGCUGCCAAUGCUAUUAAAAAAGAUGAACAACAACAAUCGCAAACUCAGUCAACUAAAAAGAAAGACGUACCUAAUAUAUUGGCCGACGAUUCAGAUAAUACCACCUCAAGCGAAACAGCUAAUUGCUCUAAAUCGACCACCACAACUACCAGCAUUGAGGAACGAAAGUCAGAAAUAGCUAAUGUCAAUAUUGUGAAAGACGAUGACGAAAUUAUGGAGGUUAAUUUAAAUACUGAGUUACUAGACGGUGGUGGUGUUGGUGGUGUUGGCGCCGUUGGCGGUGGCAGCGGCGGCGGCGGCAGCGGCAGCGGUGCCCCUUCAGCGAAGAAGAUUGCCUUGAGUGUGUCCAAUCAGGAUUUUCCUAAAGCAAGCGCUGUAUAAAAUUUACUUGGACUUGACGUACGCAUAUGCAACACAAUUCGCUAUUCGAAAAGAAUAAAGGAGACGGAGACCCGAAGGAAUGAUGAAAACAAAUAAAAGAACAAGUGAUUAUUUUAACAAAAGUUAUCAUGAAAAAAAAAAAGAACAAAAAAAAGAAAAAUAAAAUGGAAAAAAAAAAGUAAAAAGAAAUCAGUGAGACAAAUAACAAAAAAGCAAAGCAUAGAGUAACAGUAGUUGCACCUCUCAAACGGAUUGUUCUCUUAUUAUUAUUUUUACAAUGAUAUGGAAGCAAUUGAUUUUUUUACUUAUCGUUUUGCUGUAAUUAUUAAUUCGUA